Messenger RNA from Panicum virgatum (switchgrass), 2210 nucleotides. RefSeq names its product lysine--tRNA ligase, chloroplastic/mitochondrial-like. Lineage: Eukaryota; Viridiplantae; Streptophyta; Magnoliopsida; Poales; Poaceae. Gene Ontology annotation, biological process: lysyl-tRNA aminoacylation. Gene Ontology annotation, molecular function: tRNA binding; ATP binding; lysine-tRNA ligase activity. The transcript has 15 exons. The record is from RefSeq and is a predicted model, not a curated record. The coding region runs from base 124 to 1875 and encodes 583 amino acids. Gene Ontology annotation, cellular component: mitochondrion; cytoplasm; cytosol.
UUUCGCUUAAAAUCUGAGUUAAACGUUUCCAAACAGGGCCUUAGCCGCCGGCGCAACCAGAUUAGUUCUGUUCGGCCGUCCGUCCGUCCCGGAGACUCCAGCCAACCCAUCCUGCCAGGAGUAAUGGAGGCUCUGCGGGCAUGGAGGGCCUCCAAUCUCCUUGGCUUCGCGGCCUCCCGCGUUGUCACCGCCGCCUCCGCGGCGAGGUCACUCCGCCUCCGCCUCCGCUGCUGCUCAGCUGCUGCCACGACGAACCAGAAGCAGCUGCCUCUACCUCAGGACCGCCGUCGCCGUAGUGCCUCCACCUCCACCUCCGACCGCGACUCCAUCCGCGCCAUCCGCCUCAAAAAGGUUGAGGAGCUAAGAGGAAAGGGUUAUGAGCCAUAUGCGUACAAGUGGGAUAGGACUCAUACGACUAAGGAGCUUCAGGAAGAGUACACCCAUCUUGAAAAUGGUGAAAUCUGUGAGGAGGCAGCAGUCUCCAUUGCUGGCAGGAUUGUUGCCCGAAGGGCAUUUGGAAAGCUUGUUUUCAUGACUGUGAGAGAUGAUACUGGGACUAUUCAGCUUUACUGUGAGAAAGACAACCUUACGGAGGACCAAUUUGAACAACUGAAGGCAUUUAUUGAUAUUGGUGAUAUCAUAGGUGCAAGUGGAUCCAUAAAGAAAACAGAGAAAGGGGAACUAUCUCUUUAUAUGAAAAAUUUUGAGAUCCUCACAAAAUCCUUACUCCCACUACCAGACAAGUAUCAUGGGUUAACUGAUGUCGACAAACGCUAUCGUCAAAGGUAUGUUGACAUGAUCGCAAAUCCUGAGGUUGCUGAGAUAUUCCGAACUAGAGCAAAGGUGGUUUCUGAAAUCCGCAAGACAAUGGAGUCGUUUGGUUUCAUUGAAGUUGAAACUCCAGUUCUACAGGGAGCAGCAGGUGGUGCUGAGGCUAGACCUUUCAUAACCUAUCAUAACUCACUUCAAAGAGAUCUUUACUUGAGGAUUGCAACAGAGCUGCAUUUGAAAAGGAUGUUGGUUGGAGGGCUUGAGAGGGUGUACGAGAUUGGAAGAAUUUUCCGGAAUGAAGGUAUCUCUACUCGUCAUAAUCCUGAAUUUACCACCAUUGAGAUGUAUGAAGCAUAUUCAGACUAUGAAAGCAUGAUGAAUAUGGCUGAAGAAAUUGUUGUUCGAUGUGCUAUGGCUACUCAUGGCAAGCUUAAAGUUGCUUAUUUGGGAACUGAAAUUUCUCUCGAAAGACCAUGGAGGAGGGAGACCAUGCAUUCUCUUGUCAAAGAAGCAACUGGAAUCGACUUCAACAUCUUCGGCCAUGAUGUUGAAUCUGCUAAAAUCGCUGCAAGAGGACUGCCAGGGAUCAAAAUGGGAAGCAGUAAAAGUACUUCACUGCAAUCCUGUUCAUCUGUUGGACAUGUUCUUAAUGAGGUUUUUGAGACUUUUGUUGAAUCUACUCUUGUACAACCGACUUUUGUCCUUGACUACCCAGUUGAGAUAUCUCCAUUGGCAAAACCACAUCGGAGUUAUGCUGGCCUUACUGAACGAUUUGAACUUUUUAUAUGUGGUCGUGAAAUUGGCAAUGCAUUUUCUGAGCUCACAGACCCAAUUGAUCAGAGGAGCCGUUUUGAAAAUCAAAUAAAACAACACAAUGCUAAACGUGCUGCAAGGGCUAAGGUCAAAUCUACUGAGGAUCAAGGAGAUGAGGAUGAUUGUUCGUAUGAAGUUUGUUUAGAUGAAGACUUCUUAACUUCAUUAGAAUAUGGAAUGCCACCAGCAUCAGGAAUGGGCCUGGGUAUCGACCGGUUAGUAAUGCUUUUGACGAACUCUGCCAGCAUAAGGGAUGUUAUUGCCUUUCCUGUCUUGAAGAUUCAGCAAUAGAUCUUUCAUUUGACGUAAGAAGAGACACUAUUGGGAGAAAUGUGGUUGUCAAAGCAAUCAUCUGCACCCUUCGUUUCACGCUUGUUUCAUUCAUGCAGAUUUUACUUUUGUUAACCUUUUAGCUGAUAGAUAGAUAUGGCCACUGAUCAAUCGAUAAAUCGCAAUGGACUAUGGUGAGUGUCCAGACAAUAUUUAUAGCAAAAACAGCUGAUAGAUUUGUCAACACUUGAAUCAAUAAUGGAUUCCACAUAUUUCAUGGGAUGCAAUGAAUGCGAUACAAAAUAGCAGGAAACUCCGACUCACCUGUUCAUAAUAAUUUAAUAAAUUGUUUGAUA